AUGGUUGAUAAUGAAGGUGAAAAGCAUGAAGACAACGACGAAAACCAAUAUGAAGAACCAGAAAAUAUGGUAAAAGAUUUCAAAACUGAUAUCUGCUACCUCGAGGAACUACACAAAUUUUCCCUCCCAGUGUCCAAUAUUGAGCUUUUGGAUUUGACUUUGAGAGCCAAGGAGUAUGUGGAACGACACGCCUUACAAAAUAAAAAGCAAAAAUCAAUAACCGAUUUUUUUCAAAAAAUAUAA
Molecule: messenger RNA, 243 nt
Organism: Macrosiphum euphorbiae (potato aphid)
Lineage: Eukaryota; Metazoa; Arthropoda; Insecta; Hemiptera; Aphididae
Source: the annotation of a GenBank genome assembly